Molecule: messenger RNA, 1752 nt
Organism: Clupea harengus (Atlantic herring)
Lineage: Eukaryota; Metazoa; Chordata; Actinopteri; Clupeiformes; Clupeidae
Product: regulatory subunit of type II PKA R-subunit domain containing 1
Source: RefSeq, a predicted model, not a curated record
CGCUAGCGAGCUAACGUCGUGGGUAGUUAUCUAGCUCAGACGCAUCGCUAAUCACCUCCGACGUAUUUUUCAGUUACAAUAACGGGGUUUUAACAUUGUACAGUGUCUAUUUCUCGGUACCUUUUAAAACAUCUAACAAAAAAAAGCCUUACGUGUGUCUCUUGUUGAUCUCUGGAGUUUCAUCAGCUAUAAACACGUGUGGAGUGAUGAAGAUGCUGGUAACCUGGACGCAAUGGGCAGCCUUCACGGUGUUGCUGUUUGCCACCUGUGAGUCAUCAGUCAUCCCUCCAGCCUCUGUGCAUGAGGGGCAACCCCAGUCCAAGGACUCCUGCAGCUGUGCCAUUCCCACCCGUACCGCUGAUGUCCUGAAGAACCCCUCCUGUGAGGGACAGCUCAUCAUUAAUAGGAAAGUGAGCGCUGUAUACGAAGAUGGCCGUGUGGCAAACUCAACACACCCAGUGAAGUUUGUCUCCGUGGAAAAGUUCACCUUGGACAUGUGCCCUGUCUCAGCGUACAUUCUUGCUGAGUGUUCAGAGCAAAACAUCUUUCACAACGACACUUGUGUCUGCAUGAAAACCACUGAAAGUCCAACCACUUUUCCAGCCCCUCCAUUGACUAUACUUGAGACUCCAAGUGAAAACUCUGGCCCUCAUUCUAGACAUCAUUUUAUCUUGGGCGUGGUCUUGACUUUGGCAGUAAUCUUCGGUCUUAUCCUCACAAGCAGGAAGUUGGUUGCCUACUGCACCAGAAAGGAUAAGCCUACGCUCCCAUAAGGAUCAGCAGGCUGCCGUUUGGAGGAAUGUAUUUGGCAAAUGGUGCUGGGGGGGUGCCAAAAGUGACAAAAUGAACUGUCCACUGGUUUCCUACUUGUACUGUAAGUUAUUUGGAGCUACACUGUAUGUAUUGUGGGGAUCAAAAACCAAAGGUUCCUUUCCACUAAGGUGGGGUUGGUGAUCAGCAGCUCCCUGAUACUCCCUGCCUCAGAUCACCUACAACCAUGUGGUAUAGCUGCAGACUCAACAUAUACAUUUGCAUAAUCAUAUCCAUAGUCAUUUGGCAGACACAUUCAUCUAAAGGGAAAGAAAAAUGUGGGCAUGUGGGAAAGGAAAAAAAAGGUCAUUUUCAAGUGUCAGGUAAGCAAGAAAAGUCAUAAGGCGUUUAUGCAGAGGAGUUGCAUCUUUAGCUGAUUUACCAGCAUGAAGCUGCCAAGCACUGUCCCUCUUUUUCUACUCGUUUUUUCUGUCCCUUUAAAAAAAAAUGCAGUUUAUUGUAAAUGUACUGUCUUAUGCUGUCUAUUUCAUAUUUAUGUAAUAUGUAAAAAAUGUCAAUUUUGUUUUAUGUUAUGAAUGUAAUUGAUGUCAUUACUUUCAAUUUUUCCAAUGCUGUAGUGAUUUUUUUAAUGCCUUAAACUCAGAUAUGAUGUUUUAAACGGUGGCCAUUUUAUGACACUUUAAGGCUACUACAAAGCACACUGUGAAUGCACUGACAUGUAUUUGUUGAUAAGCUAUUUUAUUUGCAGUUGUCAGGGAUGCUAGAAACUGUAGGGCACAAAAGAAAGCAUUAUCAAAAACUACGGUAUUAAUUUUUCGAUUUCCAUUUGCUGAAGCAAACUUGCACAAGAACAAAUAAAGUAAAUGUAUAUUUAUUCUUCCAUCCAUGGAGUAUGUUUUUCCUUUGUACGUCGCUUUGGAUAAAAUCGUCAGCUAAAUGACUAAAUGUAUAUGUCUGAAAUAAAGCGUUGCUUAAUUUUGA